This is a messenger RNA of Arabidopsis lyrata subsp. lyrata, 5918 nucleotides long. RefSeq lists its product as uncharacterized. NCBI's taxonomy places the organism in Eukaryota, Viridiplantae, Streptophyta, Magnoliopsida, Brassicales, Brassicaceae. The transcript is spliced from 12 exons. The record is from RefSeq and is a predicted model, not a curated record. The coding region runs from base 3107 to 5851 and encodes 914 amino acids.
CAAAACCGAAGAAAUGGCUUGGUUAGAUGAUACCAAACCGGUCGGUGCCUUAACGGAAUUUUCAAUUCCGACAGGCUUAGAUCUUCAAUUCACGAUCCUCUGCAAUCUUCAAGCUCUGAAUUAAGCUUCUCAUACUAUCAAGAUUUCGAUUAAUGUUUCGGAUUGCAAAUAAGUUCUCUCAAAUUCCGAUGGGAUUGUAGCAGAUCAAAACCUCCGGCGAUUCAAAUCUCCAUGCAGCAUUGAAUCUAAUCUGGCUACUUCAGUAUAUGCAUGUAAAGGUUGGUGCUAUAAACCGAGUGCGUAAUCAAGCAAUGGAGUACAGAAGACAAAUCAAUCAAUUGUUCAUUUCAUAAUCGGAUCAUUCUAAAGUUUACUGAGCCUAACUCCAGCACAAAGUCUGACGAAGAUGGACAGAGGAGUAAAAAAAAUAGAAAGAGAAGAAUGCAUCAACUCCAUAAGAAAGCAAGGUGUACAGUCUGACGGUUUGCCUAAGCAUGAAGUAGGAAGAGCAGGACCAAGUGGUUGUUGUGUAUGUUUUGAAGAUAAUGAUUGCUGCGGACUCCUUGGGGUCUUACUUGUUUCAUCAUUUCUGCAAGGAAGAUUGAUUAAGGAAAUACAGCAAGCAAUGAGGAUCUUGAUAGAUGCUUAUCUUGAUUGAUGCUUGUCUAAAGCUAACCAAUACCUUUAAUAUCUAGGAUUUGAUCUUCACAAACCUCAACAAACAGACAACAGGACGUCCACCAGCAUCCUGGCUUCCUCUGUAAACAGUCUCAGCAAAUGAUCCCCACAAGUGACAGGUAACUUGAGUCAGAGACAGGAUCACAUGGAAAGACAUGAGUUCCAUUUGUGAAAGUCAUCUUAUAUAGAUGAGAGGUUGGACGAAAUUGGCCACUGGCAUAAUUGAGAGCAAAGAUCUCAAUGAACACCCAAUGACCAACAGAUUUACCUCAAUGUCAGAUAACACCAACUCUAGAGUUUCACCAGUGUUGGAUGUGUACUGAUGCCAGGAGUGAAGUACCUUCACUUGGACUCUCCACUGUGUGGUGUAUGGCCUGACAUCUUUGAGGUAAGCAAAUGUUGCAACAGCCAUUAUAUGCUCGAUUAUGUUUAGAGAAAAUAAUAUGAUUAGAGGGGGUGAGUGCUGAUGAUGAUGAGAGGUUUUGAUAUGGAACUAUAUAUAGGGUGAUAGAAUAGGUUAAAGAAAACUUGAUGACAAAGCAUAUUGGUAUCGCAAUCUCUUCCAAAUCGGCAUAAAAUAUAUGCAUUGUUAAGAUUAUGGAAUAUAGAUUAAUGGUUAUCAAUGAAUUGGUUGAGGUUUCCAGAAAUCUAUGGGAAGGAGAGGAUAACUAUAAGAUUCUCUUAAAUGAUAAGAACUGAGCGUAGGCGGGAAAAUAAAUUCAAUUAGUAGAGGGAAAAUGUAUUUCGAAGUCAUUUAAAUUGAUAGUAGCAGAAGCAAGAUUUGUUAAAGAUUGCAUUGACGAAAAUGGAGGAACAAAAGAGAUGAUAAGGUAUGUGAGAAGUAAUUUGUUUUGAUUGUGUAAAUAUGAGUGGAAUAAAUUAGGUAUGAUUAGAUUCCGGAGAUAUUUGAUUAGCGAAAUAGUUUAGGAAUAUGUGAAGUGCGGAUUGGUAGAUUAAAUAUGGAAUUAUAGAAGUAAUUAGAGUGAAUAUUUCAAUGUGGUUUUAAGACAACAUUCCUUAAAUCUCUUAUCCUAGAUCCGAAUAUGAUUAAACCGGGUAAAACCCGGAUCCAAAAGACUUUUUGCAAAAAUCCCCUGUAAAAAUGUAUAUGUAGAUAAAUCCAGCUUCUCUUGUCUCUCUAAUAUCUUCGUAAACCUCUCUAACUUUGAUUUUUCCACAUAUGAUUAGAUUUUGAUUCUCUAUAUCCUUCAAGCUUACGUCACUACAAGAAAACACAGCAACUCCUGACGGUAUUUCUGACAGACAACAAUCCAUCGGAAAUUACCGACGAAUUACCGACGGAAUUCAAGCCAUCGAGACUCGUCCGUAGUCCGUCAGUAAUUUCUGACGGUGUUACAUCCGUCGGAAAUAUAUAACGAGAACCCGAUGGCGUUUUGACGGCAUAUGUGCGUUAGUAAUAUCUGUCGGGAAUUCGUCAGUUUAUUGUUACCGUUACCAUAACCGUUUGAAUAUUUUAAUUUCCUACAGAAUACCGACGGCUUCGUGACGGAAUAUAUCCGUUACCUAUAUCUGUCGGGAAUCCGUCGAUUAUUUGUUACCGUUAAAGUAGCCGUUCUUUUAGCCGUUUGAAUUUUUGUUUGUGACGGAAUAUCGACGGAUAUCCGACGGACGCCGUUAGAAUUUUUUUUUUAUAAAUAUGCAUACCCACUCAUUCUCAACAACACACUCAUUCUAACACCAUUCUUCCAUUCUCUAAAAGAAAAUAACGAAACAAAAAAAGAUGUCUUAUUUUAGAUCGUGGAUGGACGAACCAAUGAUGGAUCCAGAGUCAAACUUAUUAAGAGACGAAUACGCUCAAGGGGUAUGUGAGUUCGUGGAAUUUGCUUGUCAACAACCAGAAGCAAAGAAAACCCGUAAGUUGAAAUGUCCAUGUUCUCUUUGCGGGAAUGCCCAUAAUAUUAGGAUUGAUUUAGUUUGGAAUCACUUGUAUUGCAAUGGGUUUAUGACGGGUUAUAAGAUUUGGUUUCUUCAUGGAGAACGACCGGAUUAUGCUAGUACUAGCAAACCAUAUAUUAUGGAUAGCGUAGAAGAACGUAGAACGGAAGUAAAUUUUGGUGUAGGUACUGUUCAGAUGGUUAAUGAUGCCUAUAGAGAAAAUAUACAGUCGACUGGUACAGAUGAAGAUAGAAUAGAGGAACCUAACUUAGAAGCCCAAAUGUUUUUCGGAAUAUUAGACGCAGCUAAACAACCUCUAUACAAAGGCUGUAGAGAUGGUCAUUCGCUUUUAUCAUCUACAAGUAGAUUGAUGACGAUAAAGACAGGCUAGAAUUUGGCUGAAGAUUGUGUGGAUGCGAUAGCAGAUUUUGUGAAAGACAUUUUGCCUGAAGAUAAUAUUUCACCAGCUUCAUACUACGAGGUUCAGAAACUGGUAGCUGGUCAUUCGCUUUUAUCAUCUACAAGUAGAUUGAUGACGAUAAAGAUAGACUACAAUUUGGCUAAAGAUUGUGUGGAUGCGAUAGCAGAUUUUGUGAAAGACAUUUUGCCUGAAGAUAAUAUUUCACCAGCUUCAUACUACGAGGUUCAGAAACUGGUAGCUGGUCUUGGUUUAUUGUAUCAGAUUAUAGAUGUGUGUGUCGACAAUUGUAUGAUAUAUUGGAGAGAAGACGAAAACCGGAGAAGAUGUAAAUGGUGUCGCAAACCACGAUUUCAGGAAACAUCUGGCAGAGUUCCAGUCCCUUAUAAGCGAAUGUGGUAUUUACCAAUAACUGACAGGUUGAAGAGAUUAUACCAAUCAGAACGUACGGCUGAGGCAAUGAGAUGGCAUGCAGAGCAUAGAAGAGAUGGAGAGAUCACGCAUCCUUCAGAUGCAGAAGCAUGGAGACAUUUUCAGUCAGUGUAUCCGGAUUUUGCGUACAAGCGACGUAACGUAUACUUGGGAUUAUGUACAGACGGUUUCAACCCAUUUGGGAAGCACGGAAGGCAAUAUUCGUUGUGGCCGGUAAUCCUAACACCUUACAAUCUGCCACCAUCGUUGUGCAUGCGCCGAGAGUUUCUAUUCCUCUCAAUUCUCGUUCCGGGUCCAGAGCAUCCAAAGAGAUCACUUGAUGUCUUCUUACAGCCAUUGAUCUAUGAGUUGCAAAUGUUUUGGGAGCACGGUGUUGAAGCAUAUGAUGUAUCAUAUCAACAGAAUUUUCAGAUGCGUGCCGUACUAAUGUGGACCAUAAGCGAUUUUCCAACAUAUGGUAUGUUAUCUGGGUGGACAACGAAUGGAAGAUUAUCGUGUCCGUAUUUUCAAGAUAACACAGAUGCCUUCCAAUUGAAGCACGGAUGGAAGACAUGUUGGUUUGAUUGUCAUAGAAGAUUCCUACCUCCCGAUCACCCUUAUCGUCGCACAAGAAAUUUGUUUAAGAAGAAUAGGUACGUGUUUGAUGAUCCACCUCCAGGUGUAGAUGGUGCGAGUAUAUUGACUCAAUUCAGAGAUUUUGGAGCAGCGAGGACUCCUGAUGUUGGUGGUAAUGGGCAUGAUCCUGUUGAUGGUGCUGGUGUAAAUCACAAUUGGCACAAACAGAGCAUUUUUUGGGAUUUGCCGUAUUGGAAAGAUCUUUUGUUGAAACACAAUAUAGAUGUCAUGCACACUGUGAAGAACUUCUUUGACAACAUCAUGAACACCACUCUAAACGUCCCAGGGAAGACAAAAGACAAUUUGAAGUCUAGAUUAGACUUGCCAGAUAUUUGUUCUCGGCGUGAGCUUGAGGUAAUGGCGAACGGGAGAUGUCCAAUUCCGAUCUAUCGGUUAAAUGCGGCUUCAAAGAUGGCUUUCUUCGAUUGGAUUACCCAUGAGCGACUUCUUCCAUUUGCCUUUGCCCAUCUUCUACCAGCAAACGUCCAUGAAGCAAUUGCAGGAAUUGGUGCUUUCUUUCGCGACUUAUCAAAAAGAUCACUUACGGUUGACGGUAUCCGAAAUUUGGAACAAAAUAUACCCAUUCUUCUUUGCAAUCUUGAGAAGAUAUUUCCACCGUCUUUUUUUGAUGUUAUGGAACAUCUACCUAUUCAUCUACCGCGAGAAGCAGCACUAGGUGGUCCUGUCCAAUAUCGAUGGAUGUAUCCUUUUGAACGGUACAUGUUUCACCUCAAGAAGAAGGUUAAGAAUUUAAGCAAAGUCGAGGGCUCUAUUGUGGCACAAAGCAUUAAUGAAGAAGCCUCACACUUUGCGGAAUAUUACUUUCCGUCAGAUGUACGUACUAAGAGUCGACGUCCUUCUCGUCAUGACGAUGGAGGCGAGCAACCAACGUAUCCUGUCUACGUCCCAAGCUUGUUUACUCAAAUUGGACGCCUUAGUGGCAAAUGGAAGAAACGAAAACUAUCAGAGCAGGAGUAUACGCACUUGCAUAUGUAUAUUCUCACAAACUGUGAGGAUAUUCUUGAAUAUGAGAGGAUUUACAAGGCUGUAGUACGCUCCUAUUAUCCGGAGUUUACAGAAGAUCAAAUUGUUGACCUUAAAGAGAAGGAGUUCUCGUGUUGGUUGCAAUACUAUGUAUCAGAUGGAGUUUCUAAAGGUCAAUCAUUUCCAACAUGGUUACUAGAGUUCUCUAGCGGACAAAACUACAUUGCAAAAUCCUACCCGAGGUAUUGCACAAGAGGAUAUGCUUUUAGGAUUUAUGAAGAUGGAACUAGGAGGACCACAACUGAUUCUGGUAUAUCUGUUCAAGCUGGUGGUGUUGUAUACUAUGGUAUCCUUAGAGAAAUAUUGGAAAUUUGCUACCCAGGAAUGUUGAACAUGAGAUGCAUUGCAUUUUUGUGUGACUGGUACGAUCCUGUGGUUGGUAGUGGUGUACGAGUUGACCAAUUCGGUGUUACAUCAAUAGACUCAAGACGAAGGUUAUUGAAAUACGAUCCAUUUAUACUUGCAUCACAAGCAGACCAAGUAUGCUAUAUCAAUUACCCUCGAGUGACGCGCGUCAACGACCCAUGGAUAACAGUGACGUCGGUAAACCCAAGAGGUCAAGUAUAUGGAGUUGCAGCCCACGAGCCUCUACAGGCAAGCGGAAGUUGUCAGAUGGCUUCAGUUGAGCAUUCCCUUGAAGUUGAUCUUAUGGUUGACUUCACCUUAUUUGAAGAUGAAAUAGUGCAUUCAGAGUCAGAGGAAUCAGUUGGAGAAUUUGAUGAUGAUAUAGACUCAAUUCCUUCUGACUAUUCAACAGAUUCAGAGUAGAUAAUAAAUGUUAACUUUAUGUAAGACAAUAUUUGGUACUACGUUUUAUAAUAAAUUAUUUAUACUA